AUGGCCUCAUCAGCUUCAGGUCAGCAACCACCCAAACCGAACCAGCACGUCGAGCUUACCAUCUGCACCGACGAUGACAGCGCAGGGAGGGCGGCUCGCGUGUUCGACGAACAAGAAGACGACGAAGCUAGGGAGCUCCUGCUCGAUGUGGCGGACUCGGACAGUUACCUCGCCGGCGCCGGCAGUAGCGCGCCGCCCAAGAUACGGGUGCGGGGGCUGAGGAAGCGUGCGGCGUCGACCGGCGAGGAGAUCCUCCGGGGCGUCCACCUGGACGUGCCGCGCGGGGUCGUCAUGGGCGUCAUCGGGCCCAGCGGCAGCGGCAAGUCCACGCUGCUCCGCGCGCUCAACCGCCUCUGGGAGCCCGCGCCCGGCGCCGUGUUCCUCGACGGCGCCGACGUCUGCGGCCUCGACGUCCGCGCGCUCCGCCGCAAGGUCGGCAUGCUUUUCCAGCAACCCGCCAUGUUCGAAGGGACUGUGGCAUACAACGUGCGCUACGGGCCACAGCUGAGCGGCAAGAAACUCAGUGAAGACGAGGUGCAGAGCCUGCUGAGGCUGGCCGACCUGGACCCUGCCCUGUCCUCCAAGCCUGCCAACGAGCUGUCCGUCGGCCAGGCACAGCGCGUCGCCUUGGCACGCACCCUCGCCAACGACCCUGAGGUUCUCCUGUUGGACGAGCCGACGAGCGCACUGGACCCUAUAUCCACACAAAACAUCGAGGACACCGUUGUGCGGCUGAAGAAGGCGAGGGGGCUCACCACGGUGAUCGUCUCCCACAGCGUGAAGCAGAUCCAGCGCAUCGCGGACCUGGUGUGCCUCCUCGUUGCCGGCGAGAUCGUGGAGGUGCUCGCGCCGUCAGAGCUGUCCAGGGCGAAGCAUCCCAUGGCCCGGCGCUUCUUGGAGCUAAGCUGA
Miscanthus lutarioriparius is the source of this 909-nucleotide messenger RNA. NCBI's taxonomy places the organism in Eukaryota, Viridiplantae, Streptophyta, Magnoliopsida, Poales, Poaceae. The record is from the annotation of a GenBank genome assembly.